This is a messenger RNA of Nothobranchius furzeri (turquoise killifish), 2999 nucleotides long. NCBI's taxonomy places the organism in Eukaryota, Metazoa, Chordata, Actinopteri, Cyprinodontiformes, Nothobranchiidae. The record is from RefSeq and is a predicted model, not a curated record.
UAGUGCACCUUUACGCUGGUCACCGACCACCGGAAGAAGCAGAAACCGAAAGCUGCUAGCAGAGCUAGCUUGUUGUUGUGGUGUGUGAGGAGAACAUUUGAGGCUCUGCAGUAAAAACGUCUUCACUUCAGUCUCUGGGAGAGUUGAUCAGCUAAAGCGACUAACUGGUGCUGCUGCUGCUGCAGAAAUCUUCUCACCAGGCUGUGGAAACUUUCUUCUCCUCCUCAACAACUUGGUGGAGUUCUUUCCAGAACCAGAGAAGAUAUUCUGCGGUCUUCGUGACAAUCGGAGCUCCAGAAUCAGGUGAUGGGUCAGAAAAGCUUUUCUCUAGACUUCCUGCCCUCUGGAUCUGCUGCUGUUCCUUUGGCCAGAACCAAAGCGUUGGAUCUUUAAUCUCCUGCGUUGUUCUGAAGCAGCAUCUUAAUCAGCUCUCCUGCUUUGUUUCUAUUGCAGCUGUUAGCUAAACACGGCUAAAGAAAACCUGCUACCACUUCAGCAUCAUCCAUCAGCAUGGACACAGAUGUUCAACAGCUGGUGCUGGUUAAAGAAGAAGCUCCUGAGGAACAAAGUGCAGGUGUGGACCAGAAAGACCCAGAACACAUCCACAUGAAGGAGGAACAAGAGGAAAAGUGGACCAGCCUGGAGGGAGAGCAACUCCAUUUGGAGGAGAAAACUGAUGCUGCCAGGUUUCCAUUCACAUUGGCUUCUAUAAAGAGUGAGGAUGAUGAAGAGAAACCACUGUUCUCACAGCUUCAUCAGCAGCAAGUAGAAGACAAAGAAGUUCCAACCAGUAGCUCAGCUCACCAGAUGACAGCAGAAACUGGUGGAAGAGCAGAACCUAGCAGGAACCAAGAUCUGAACCAUCAUGAACAGACAUCUGAUUCUUCAGAAACUGAAAUGAGUGGAGAUGAUGAAGAGGGUGAUGAUGUGAAUCUAGACUCUGAGCUGUCAGACUCUGGGUCUGAAACUGGAGAAGAAGACAGUGACUGGAAUGAAAGCAGGUCUUCUGAUUCACAUGUUAGGACUGUCAACAAGUCCUUUAGCUGCCCUGAGUGUGGUAAACAAUUUCUCCACAAGAGGUCUCUCCAGAAACAUGUGAGAGUGUCAGGUCAUUCAGCAAUAAUGUCUUCAAGCUGUUUGGUCAAAAAGAAAUGUGUUAGAGUGAAGCAACAUGCAGACUCAUGCAAAAAAGUCCAGAAAGAACUAAAAUCAUUUAGUUGUGAUGACUGUGGAGAAAGAUUUAGUGCAAUGUGUGAUUUAAACGUUCACACGAGAGUCCACACAGGAGAAAAAUCUUUUGCCUGUGAGACCUGUGGUGAAAGAUUUAGCCAAAAGGCAGCUUUAAACAAGCACAUGAAAGCCCACACAGGAGAAAAACCUUUUGCAUGUAAGCUCUGUGAUAAAAGAUUUAGCCUUAAGACACAAUUAAACAGUCAUAUGAGAGCCCACACAGGAGAAAAACCUUUUGCCUGUGAGCUCUGUGAAAAAAGAUUUAGCCUUAAGAUACAAUUAAACAGGCACAUGAGAGUCCACAGAGGAGAAAAACCUUUUGCCUGUGAGACCUGUGGCCGAAGAUUUAGUAGAAAGGGAGAUUUAAACAGUCACAUGAGAGUCCACACAGGAGAAAAACCUUUUGCCUGUGAGACCUGUGGCCGAAGAUUUAGUGGAAAGGGAAAUUUAAAUAGUCACAUGAGAGUCCACACAGGAGAAAAACCUUUUGCCUGUGAGGUCUGUGGUAAAAAAUUUGCCCACAAGGUAAGUUUAAACUAUCACAAAAGAGUACAUACAGGAGAACAACCUUUUCCCGGUGAGCUCUGUGAUGAAAGAUUUGACUAUAAGACAGCUUUAAACAUUCACAUGAGAGGCCACACAGGAGAAAAACCCUUUGCCUGUGAGACCUGUGGCCGAAGAUUUAGUCAAAAGGGACAUUUAAACAGUCACAUGAGACUCCACACAGGAGAAAAACCUUUUGCCUGUGAGACCUGUGGCCGAAGAUUUAGUCGAAAGGGAAAUUUAAACAGUCACAUGAGAGUCCACACAGGAGAAAAACCUUUUGCCUGUGAGCUCUGUGGUCAAAGAUUUAGCGAGAAAUAUGGUUUAAACAGGCACAUGAGAUUCCACAGAGGAGAUAAACCUUUUGCCUGUGAGCUCUGUGGUCGAAUAUUUAGAAAGAAAUAUAGUUUAAACAGUCACAUGAGAUUCCACAGAGGAGAAAAACCUUUUGCCUGUGAGCUCUGUAAAAAAAGAUUUUGCCUUAAGACACAAUUAAACAGUCAUAUGAGAGUCCACACAGGAGAAAAACCUUUUGCCUGUGAGUCCUGUGGCCGAAGAUUUAGUCAAAAGGGAAGUUUAAAUAGUCACAUGAGAGUCCACACAGGAGAAAAACCUUUUGCCUGUGAGCUCUGUGGUCGAAGAUUUAGCGAGGAAUAUAGUUUAAACAGUCACAUGAGAUUCCACAGAGGAGAAAAACCUUUUGCCUGUGGGCUCUGUGGUCAAAGAUAUGGCUAUAAGACAGCUUUAAUCAUUCACAUGAGAGUCCACACAGGAGAAAAACCUUUUUCCUGUGAGCUCUGUGGUCAAACAUUUAAAUAUAAGGCAACUUUAAACUAUCACGUGAGAGCCCACACAGGAGAAAAACCUUUUGCCUGUGGGCUCUGUGGUCAAAGAUAUGGCUAUAAGACAACUUUAAACUAUCACAUGAGAGUCCACACAGGAGAAAAACCUUUUGCCUGUGGGCUCUGUGGUCAAAGAUAUGGCUAUAAGACAGCUUUAAACUAUCACAUGAGAGUCCACACAAGAGAAAAACCUUGUUGCCUGUGAGACCUGUGGUCAAAGAUUUAGGGGCAAGACAGUUAAACUGUCACAUUUGAGUUCACACACGACACAAUGAAUUCUUUUGAAAGUGAUUGAUGGAAAAAAUCCGAUCUACACACACACACAGAUAUAUAUGUGUGUGUGUGUGUGUGUGUGUGUGUGUGUGUGUGUGUGUGUGUAUAUAU